Molecule: messenger RNA, 1471 nt
Organism: Rubroshorea leprosula
Lineage: Eukaryota; Viridiplantae; Streptophyta; Magnoliopsida; Malvales; Dipterocarpaceae
Source: the annotation of a GenBank genome assembly
AUAUUAGAGUAGACUUCGAUGACGUGCAAAUACACGAGAUAGACAGACCUCUUUAAAUAAGGCCAACCCCUUUUCCCCACACACACACACUCUCUUUCUCUCUCUUGUCCUUUCCUUGGUAACAGUAACACACCACCACCCCAGGCCCAUCCAGGACCAGUUCAGUCGCCAGGCGCCGUUUCUCUUUUCUCUCACUUCUUUCUCUCUCUGUGAUGGUGUAAAUGCCCCAACUAUCUUCAUAUAGUAAUCCUUGACCAAUCUCCUUUCAAAAUUCGAACAAGAAAACCAUGUUACCACAGUGGCUGCAAGUUCUUCUCACUGAGAAAUUCUUCAACGCUUGCAUAAUUCAUGAAGAGGCCAAAAAGAACGAGAAGAACAUCUAUUGCUUGGACUGUUGCACCAGCAUAUGCCCUCACUGUUUGUCCCCUCACCACUCUCAUAGGCUCUUACAGAUUAGGAGGUAUGUCUAUCAUGAUGUUAUAAGGCUCGAUGAUGCUGCCAAGUUGAUGGAUUGUGCCUUUGUCCAAUCAUACAUAACAAACAGUGCCAAAGUAGUAUUUAUAAACCAAAGGCCACAGACGAGGCAGUUUAGAGGCUCCGGCAACAUCUGCAGUACCUGUGACAGAAGCCUGCAAGACCCAUAUCUCUUCUGCUCCCUCUCCUGCAAGGUUGCUUCGACUCUUUUAUUAUUAAUUAUUAUUAUGGGUCCAGACUCCAUACAUCCAUCCCCACUUCUGCAUUUUUCGUUUUUCUUCCAUGUCUCACUGCUAUCUUCAAUUAUUUCAAUUACCCUUUAUACUUUUUCGUCUAUAAUCUCAUCUGGGUGUCUCUUACUUCUCACUUAAUUUUUGAUUUUAUAUGCUAAUCCACAGAUUAAUUAUUUCUUGAGAACGCAUGGUGGGCUCUCGCAGUUGAUUUUCGAUUGCAAGUUCUUAUCUUUGCCGGAGCCAGGUUUGGACGACGGUGAGAUGACACCUGACUCGGUCCUCGAAGCCGCCGGCUCUACCAGGACAUCUUCCGAUUCAGAUGGGCACGACGGAGACUGGUGCAGAACGCUUGCUUGCACUGCCACAACCGAGAUCGUUAGAAAGAAGAGGAGCAGCUUGAAGGUGUGCCGGUCGAUAUGCUCUCCGGUUUCGGAAGUUUCAGCGAAUUUAAUUAACCGGAGAAAGAAAACUCCACAGAGAGCUCCACUCUACUGAAUUCGUAUGGGAGGGGAAAAACAUGGGAGAACAGAAGUUGGGAUAUAGAUUGAAAAUUAUGAUUUUAAUUAGGGGCAAUUCAGGGAUAGAAUAGAUCUCCCAAUUUUGAUUUUGUAGUUCCUCCUCUCUUAAUCCAAAAUUGUUCAAUGGCUUGUUCUUUUUCUUCUUCUUUUUUUAUCUCCUUUCUUGGCAAAGGUUUAAAUGAGGAAUAGUAUCAUUAUUGGCUGUGUUUCUGCAUUGUUUUUUUAUACCAAUUAUUUUUAUUUAGA